AUGGGAGAGUUCCUAACUUCUACCUCAUCUGGAAAUCCUUAUGAAAUUUUAUGGAAGAAAUUGUGGAACACAAAAGUUCCUGGGAAAGUGAAAAUAUGUAUGUGGAAGGCUGCAAACAAUAUACUGCCUACUCGAGAAAGUUUAAGUCAUAAGGGAUAUACUGGUCCCCUCAAUUGUUUGUUAUGCAGUGAAGCUGUGGAAACUAAAAGUCAUGUGCUAUGCAAUUGUCCUAUGGCGCAAGAAGCAAUUGGAGCAGCAAAUAUUCCAGUUGCUAGUGUUUUACCAGGAAGUUUCAAGGAGUGGUUUUUGCGUCAGAGCCACCAUCUCAACAAGGACAAUUGGGAGAAGCUACUUAUGCUACUGUGGGCACUAUGGAAGAACAGAAACAUCAAGUUGUGGAAUGAUACUUCCAAAAAUGCACAAGAGAUUGUUGUUGCCACUUUCACUUGGUAUGCACAAUUUCUACAAGUGCAGAAGAUACAGCCACAAAACAAUGCAGCCAAACUGGGUAAAAAUUGGACUCCACCAUCAAGUCACCAGCUCAAAAUCAGUGUUGAUGGAGCUUUCUUGCCUUCUAAUGAUAUUGGAGGUAUUGGUGGAGUAAUCAGGAGAAGUGAUGGCUCUUUUCUGGCUACUUUUUUGAAGUGUGUACAACAUGUUUCAUCUCCAAAGCAGGUAGAGCUGCUAGCAAUUAGAGAGGGCAUCGAGUUUCUACAGCAGAGGGGCCUUCAAGAUGCUUGCCUUGAAAGUGACUGCCAGGUUGCCAUACAAGAGAUUGAAGAAGAUUUUGAUCUCAAUGAAAAUGCCAAUUAG
Molecule: messenger RNA, 813 nt
Organism: Rosa chinensis
Lineage: Eukaryota; Viridiplantae; Streptophyta; Magnoliopsida; Rosales; Rosaceae
Exons: 1
Coding region: 1-813 (270 amino acids)
Molecular function (GO): RNA-DNA hybrid ribonuclease activity; nucleic acid binding
Source: RefSeq, a predicted model, not a curated record